AUGAAUAAAUAUAUUAUCAUUCUAUUAAUUACAAGUUUAAUCCAUACAACAAUAAAUAGUAUUCAGUUAAUAAAUAAACAAUAUAGAAUAGAAACUAUACAAAAUAUAUCAAAUACAGAUUAUACAUUAAUACACCUUAGAAAUAAUCAAUCUACAAUAAAAUGUUCCUUUUGUAAAAUGAUAGUUAAUGCAAUUAGAAAAAUGAUGAUAAAACUUUCAACAUUUCAAAUGAUUCAUCUAAUUAUUCAUGAAAUGUGCUCUGUAGUUGAAGAUCAUACACUAGAGUGUUAUGACGUGGCUUCACAAAUAAUUGAUUCUUACGUUAUCAUAUUCAAUAGAACUGAAGCAUUGGAUACUUGUAUGGUGGGUAUGGUAUUUUCUGAAUAUGAUGAUGAUGAUAAUGAUGAUUAUUGAACAAUUUCAGUUAGUAUAUACAUACAUAUUUGAUUAUUUAAUCAAUAAAGAUAACUGAAUAAGAUUUUGGAUUGAAUGUUAUUAGCAAAUUACAAGACUACAUAUUUAGGAAAGUUGUACACUAGUUGUGAUGUAACAACCUUUCAUCAUUGAAUUUCCUGAAAAAUACACAGCGGUAAAUCAAUACAACAGUUGCUUUAUGGAACCGAAAUAAGUCAACAUUUUAAAUAGAUUAUUAUGAGUGAAUGAAAUAAAAGAUAUAACACUUAACAUUAGGUCAGUAGGUUAAAUGUAAAAGCUUCAUCAAAUCACCAUGCAUCUAUCUUUAUCUAUCACAAAAAAAACAGUUGUUAAUAACCAAAGAAAAACAUGUUUUGCUAAAUGUAAUACAUGUAUUGACUUAACAUUCGCAUUAGUGAACACCAAUGAAUCUGAUAGAAUAAUAGGACUGUUCGAUGAGCACUCAAAACACAAUGGUAAAAAAAGAAGGGAUCUGAGCUGUAAAUUUUUUCAGUGUUGAAGAUUUUUUACCUCCACAAUAACACAUUGUUUUCAUCUAAUAUAUGAAAAUGACUCGGUAAUCACGCAUGAAAUCGUAAAAGGUUCUUUAAAGUUUUAUUCUAAUUUCAAACUCAGAGAAUGAAACUCUACUAGAGACACUGACUGCUUUAGUGUUAGCAGGGUCCAAUGAGUCAGGUUAUAGGUUUAUGUUAGGUACUUCACAUAUAAUUCCCACUAUCAGUAUUUUCAAUACUACUUGUAACACAUAACAUACUGCUUAACAUAACCUAAAUGAAAGUCCACGUUAUUUGAGUGUUAUGUUAAGAAAUUCAUUUGGUUUUGAUAUAUUUUUCAAAACAUACUAAGAUAACC
Schistosoma curassoni is the source of this 1287-nucleotide messenger RNA. Lineage: Eukaryota; Metazoa; Platyhelminthes; Trematoda; Strigeidida; Schistosomatidae. The record is from the annotation of a GenBank genome assembly.